CUUUCUACUUCACAUGCGACGCAAAGCACUUGCGAUGGAUGAGGAAGCAAAGCCAAAGCUCUUCAGGACGGGGAGAGAGAUGAAGCGACGGAGAGGGGGCGAGGGGGAGAGCCAGUGUACUCAGAAGACCAUCUCGCUGCAGAGCCCCCUCGGGACAAUCCAAGUCAGAGGAUGUGAGGCGGGCGUGCACACCAUGCGGCUCCUAAUGGAUGUCGCACCUGCUGAAAGGAACGACCAGGGCCCCGGGAGCUGUGAGGUCAUCGAUGGCUCUGCGGGGGCGGGGCCUGAGCUGCUGCGCUGCGUGGACUGGCUGCGGGACUACUUCAGGGAUCCAGGGGCCGCCGGGGGCCCCCUGCUCCCGCGGCUCCACCACCCCACCCUGCGAGGAGACUCCUUCUCCAGCCGGGUGCUGAGGACUCUUCUGCAGGAGGUGAGGUUUGGGGAGACCGUCUCCUACAAACGUCUGGCCGAAAUGGCGGGAAACCCCCGCGCCGUGCGGGCGGUGGGAGGAGCCAUGAGGAGGAACCCGGUCCCUCUUGUGAUCCCCUGCCACAGAGUGGUCCCCAGUAGCGGGCCGAGUGGCGCGUACAUGGGGGGCCGGGGCAACCACCUCAAAGUAUGGCUGCUCGCCCACGAGAGACCUGGAGGGUAGCGUCACGUAGGGGCACACACACACACACACACACACGCACACACGCACACGCACACAAAACGAGAACAAAAUGUCAUCAUAAAGACAUAAAGUUUGCCAUGCUUUGCCAGGCCACUAUGGAUGUGUUGUUGAUAUUAUUAGCGGGGAGCGGAUUCUUAAAGUCAGUGAAAUGGCAGCUCGCCCAUGAGAGAAAUAGGAAGGUUAAUGUCCUGCACACAGAAACUCCAAAAGCUAAUAUUAAGUGUCAUGGAGUUUGCCGUGAGCCAGGAUUCUGUGAAGGUUUUUGUUGUAAUUAUAAGAAGUCGUUGAAUUUAACUGAAUGAUAAAAAGGAGGCCAAUCCUUAAAGUCAUGAGAAGCGGGAACACAGAGCGAAACUACCAUAAAAGUCAAAGUUUCCUGUGCGUUGCCAUGACACUAUAAACAUGUUUUUGUACUCAAAUAAUAACAGAAUAGAAUAAAAACGGAAUAACAUAAAGGGGGCUAUUCUUAACGUAAAUAAAGUAUGUAAAGUGCGGUACACAAACAAAAAAACGAAACAAAAAAACAACAACCUUUCAUUCUAAGAGUCCUUAAGUUUAUACCGCAAAUUGCCAGAUACUAUGGAACAACUGGAGGUGAUGGUAAAUAUUCAGCUGCAUAUUUAAAGGAAUAAAGAAAUGAUCUAAGAAUAGAGAAGCUGGCUGGCUAAUGUGAUACGGAGUCGUGGCAGAAUUAGAAUGUACAAAAAUAACCUAAACAGAACACAAGGAAUUACAAACAUAUGUUCCCACGAGUCUCUGUGCUGUUUGCCAGAUAUCGCUGGAAUGGCUUUUCUAAAGAAUUAUUAUUCCUUUAAAAAUAUGUCUCUUGCAUUGUUAUUGUUGUUAUUUUCGUUUAUUAUUUUUUUCCCCCUUUCUUCAGAAUUAGUCUUUGUAACUCUUGUUGUUGUUUUUUUUUUUAAUUUCCUGCCAAGUAAAUGCUUUGUUCGACAUCCAGUACUAAAGGCUGGGAGUUUUACGGCUACAAAGCUUUGUUGUAAGGCGUUGGUUUUGUCUUCAUUUAGAUCUCAUUGUUGCGCUCUGGUCGUUAUUAUCCGUCUAUUAACUAGAGAGGUGAUGCCGCGCAUUUGGAUUAUAAAAGUACAUAUAAUAUGUAUAUGAAUGUUUUUAUUUGUCUUUUUGUCACGCGAUCAAUGCAGUUGUGUUCCUGCUUCCGUUAGGUUUCCACUUUUCAACGUGAUAUUUUUAUUAAAAAAUGUGUAUAAAAUGCCUUUCAUCUUUAA
Molecule: messenger RNA, 1914 nt
Organism: Gadus morhua (Atlantic cod)
Lineage: Eukaryota; Metazoa; Chordata; Actinopteri; Gadiformes; Gadidae
Product: methylated-DNA--protein-cysteine methyltransferase
Exons: 5
Coding region: 14-652 (212 amino acids)
Biological process (GO): DNA repair
Cellular component (GO): nucleoplasm
Molecular function (GO): methylated-DNA-[protein]-cysteine S-methyltransferase activity
Source: RefSeq, a predicted model, not a curated record